Molecule: messenger RNA, 3965 nt
Organism: Wasmannia auropunctata (little fire ant)
Lineage: Eukaryota; Metazoa; Arthropoda; Insecta; Hymenoptera; Formicidae
Product: pre-mRNA-splicing factor ATP-dependent RNA helicase PRP16
Exons: 4
Coding region: 263-3661 (1132 amino acids)
Biological process (GO): mRNA splicing, via spliceosome
Cellular component (GO): spliceosomal complex; intracellular anatomical structure
Molecular function (GO): ATP binding; RNA binding
Source: RefSeq, a predicted model, not a curated record
UGACGCUACGGUGAUUCUUCGAUGUGUCUUGUUUUUUGGUUAUUUCGCUGGAAAUUAUUUUACAUAUUUCCUAAGAUCAUAUAUACCGUACGUGAAUUUUGAAAUUUGCAUAUUCGUACGGCGCGUUUCAACCAAUUGCUUGCUCACGAAUGCGAGAGCUAUGAUCUCGUGAUAAAAACGCCAUUUUCUUUACGCCUUUGGCAAUCGUUUAGAAAAUAACACUAUAUUCUAUUGAUAUUCGGCUAAAUAUAUCAAAAGAGAAAUGUCAGACGAUCCGAGUUUGUACAGAUUAGAGGGGACGAUAGGAGAUCAAGCGGGUGGUCUGAUCGUACGUAAGAAAGCUUCGGACCACACUUUCAAGAAACCCUCCGUACUAGGCCUCGACAAGCUCGCCGAACGAAAGAGAAAGGAGCAGUCGCAGGAGCCCGCCGGCUCGAAGUUCAGCAAAUCCGAAGGGAGGGACAGGCGAUACCGAUCCUACGAGGAGGAGACCCCUACUCACACCGGCGGUGUCAAUUCUGAGGCGCAACAGAGAUUGGAGUCGCGACUCAAGCGUCAGCGAUUAGGCGCGGACGAUAGGUACUCGAGGAAUUCGUACAAGGAUCGCGAGCGGGACAGAGACAGGCGGAGAGAUCGGGACAGGGAGAGUCGUGGCAGGGACAGCAGCGCGAGGCAGACGCCACUCAGAUUCAGAGACGAGCCGCAAACGCCGAAAUUUCGGACGAAGGAUCCGACCUCCAAGAGCAAUUGGGACGACGACGAGGACGAGGAGCCGAAACGCUCGAGCUGGGACCAUCCGACGCCGAAUCUUUACAGCAGCCGGGACGGUCGCGACAGCAUCAGAAGCGAAUUCACUCCUUCCUACAAGUACAACUCGUGGAACAAGGACUUCAAGAGCUCCGGCGCCACGCCGAUGAUAGACGGGGAGGAGAAGGAGCUGUGGGAGGAGGAGCAGCAACGACUGGACAGAGAGUGGUACGCGUUGGACGACGGCGAGAACAACGCUUUCGCCAAUGUGUCCGAGGAGUACACGCAGAAGAAGGAGAUGGAGCUGGAAGCCAAGCGACAGAAACGCCUCUCCGCCCAGCAACGACAGAUAAACAAGGACAACGAAUUGUGGGAGCGUAACCGCAUGCUAACGUCCGGAGUCGUGAGCUCGCUGGACCACGACGACGAUCCCGACGACGAGGGAGAGGCGAGAGUUCACCUGCUGGUUCACAACGUGGUCCCGCCGUUCCUGGACGGACGCAUCGUGUUCACGAAGCAGCCGGAGCCGGUCGUGCCCGUGCGCGACCCCACCUCCGACAUGGCCCUGGUGGCGAGGAAGGGCUCGGCGCUGGUCAAGGCGUACCGCGAGCAAAAGGAGAGACGUAGGGCGCAGAAGAAGCAUUGGGAGCUGGCCGGUACGCACAUCGGCAACAUCAUGGGUGUGCACGAUCGGCGUAAGGACGACAAGGAGCACACCGGGCAAGAAACGGACUUCAAGGCUGGGCAAAAAUACGCUCGGCACAUAGGGUCGGGGGAGGUAACCGGGGAGGCUAGGCACAGGUCCAUACAGCAUCAGAGGAGGACUCUUCCUGUAUUCGCGGUACGACAGGAGCUGCUGAACGUCAUCCGGGAGAACAGCGUCGUUGUAAUAGUAGGCGAGACCGGUAGCGGCAAAACCACGCAACUCACGCAGUAUCUUCACGAGGACGGCUACAGUCGCUACGGCAUGAUUGGUUGCACCCAGCCUAGGAGGGUCGCCGCGAUGUCCGUCGCGAAAAGGGUGUCCGACGAGAUGGCUACUGCUCUAGGCGACAAGGUCGGAUAUGCGAUACGUUUCGAAGAUUGCACUUCGAAGGAUACGGUCAUCAAAUAUAUGACCGACGGUAUUUUACUGAGAGAAAGUUUGAGGGAGGGAGAUUUGGAUCGUUACAGCGUGAUUAUAAUGGACGAAGCUCAUGAACGAUCACUUUCCACCGACGUGUUGUUUGGCCUUCUUAGAGAGGUUGUCGCCAGACGGCAUGAUCUAAAGUUAAUCGUCACGUCCGCAACGAUGGAUUCCAGCAAGUUCUCCGCUUUCUUCGGCAACGCGGCGACAUUCCAAAUACCCGGACGCACGUUCCCCGUCGAGGUGCUGCACGCGAAGAAUCCGGUCGAGGAUUACGUGGACGCGGCUGUGAAGCAGGUCUUGCAAAUUCACCUGCAGCCCAAAAGCGGCGACGUAUUGGUCUUUAUGCCCGGUCAGGAGGACAUCGAGGUCACUUGCGAAGCUCUGAAGGAGCGUUUAGCCGAAAUCGAAUCGGCCCCGCCUCUCUCCAUACUGCCGAUUUAUUCCCAACUGCCGUCGGACUUGCAGGCGAAGAUCUUCCAACGAUCCGAGGGUGGUCUCCGUAAAUGCGUCGUCGCGACCAAUAUAGCGGAAACGUCGCUGACAGUCGACGGUAUCGUCUUCGUCGUCGAUUCGGGAUACUGCAAAUUGAAAGUGUACAAUCCUCGAAUAGGUAUGGACGCUCUGCAAGUGUAUCCCGUGUCGAGAGCAAACGCCGAUCAGAGGCAGGGCAGAGCCGGUCGUACCGGUCCCGGUCAGUGCUUCAGAUUGUACACGCGAAGACAAUACUUGGACGAAUUACUACUCACAGGCGUUCCCGAGAUACAACGCACGAAUUUAGCUAACACGGUACUGCUGCUGAAAUCGCUAGGAGUCCAAGACUUGUUGGCGUUCCAUUUCAUGGAUCCACCGCCGCAAGAUAAUAUACUGAACUCGUUGUAUCAGCUGUGGAUCCUGGGGGCGCUUGACAAUACCGGACGCUUGACCCCCCUGGGACGACAAAUGGCCGAGUUUCCGUUGGAUCCACCGCAAUGUCAGAUGCUCAUAGUCGCUUCUCGUCUCGGCUGUACCGCGGACAUUCUCAUUAUCGUCUCCAUGCUAUCGGUACCGUCGAUCUUCUAUCGGCCGAAGGGACGCGAGGAAGAUUCAGAUUCAGCACGCGAGAAGUUUCAGGUACCGGAGUCGGAUCAUCUGACGUACUUGAACGUGUACAAUCAGUGGAAGGCGAACGGUUAUUCGAGUUCCUGGUGUAACGACCACUUCAUACACGCGAAGGCGAUGCGCAAGGUGCGGGAGGUACGGUCGCAGCUCGAGGAGAUUCUGAAGCAGCAGAAGAUGGAUGUCGUUAGCUGUGGCACCGACUGGGACAUCGUACGGAAAUGCAUCUGCUCCGCCUACUUUCACCAAGCGGCGCGCUUGAAGGGCAUUGGCGAGUACGUCAAUUGCCGCACCGGAAUGCCUUGUCAUCUCCAUCCCACCUCCGCGCUAUUCGGCAUGGGCUUCACACCUGACUACGUCGUGUACCACGAGCUCGUGAUGACCGCCAAGGAAUACAUGCAGUGCGUCACCGCGGUGGACGGCCACUGGUUGGCUGAAUUGGGCCCAAUGUUCUUCAGCGUGAAGGAGACUGGCCGGAGCGGUCGUGCGAAGCGACGGCAGGCGAUGCAACACCUCCACGAGAUGGAGCAUCAAAUGAAGGAGGCCGAGGAGGAGAUGAAGGCGCGCGCUCAGGAGCAGCUCGAGCGAGAACAGGCGUCAGUCCGAAAGAAGGAGAUUUUAACGCCUGGUAUUAGGGAACCGGGUACCCCUGCCCCGUAUCGUAAUACACCCGGAAGAUUAGGGUUAUAAUCGUAUUUUUUUAUGUAUAAUGUCUUAAAUUAGCAAAUUUAUUUAAUGAAACAGACAUUUAUUCCUAAUAGAGUUCUGUAAUAUAGAGAAGUUGCUAUUGUAAAUAGUAUAACGGAAAAAAAACAGCAAAAAAUAGCAUAAUUUGACAAUUAAUCGCUAACUGUAGCGUUACUGAUCAAAUUUAUAAUCUUAAUGAUCUCUGGAUUUUUUUAUUGAAUUUCUGUCUUUCUUGCAGCACAAACAAUACAAUAAUUACAAUGUACAAUUACAUUAUAGUAUUUACUUUUUUAGAUUAGGUAAUAAU